Molecule: messenger RNA, 1151 nt
Organism: Cantharellus anzutake
Lineage: Eukaryota; Fungi; Basidiomycota; Agaricomycetes; Cantharellales; Hydnaceae
Exons: 8
Coding region: 238-858 (206 amino acids)
Biological process (GO): protein secretion
Cellular component (GO): endoplasmic reticulum membrane
Molecular function (GO): protein binding; guanyl-nucleotide exchange factor activity; GTPase activator activity
Source: RefSeq, a predicted model, not a curated record
GGACAACUGCAACGUAUAUUUCGUUUCUUUGGCCCUCAGUCCGCACUGUUCGCUGUUUCUAAAAGCUACUUGCGGAACAAAACGUCCUUUCAAGUUUAUUUCACGGAGACUCCUAGGGAGCCGGAUUUUGGAACACACUAAGCACAAGGAUUGCUCUUGGAUCUUGCGUGAUAGCAAUCACUUUUGACAACUUCAAGCCCCCCCCCCCUACGGUUUUUUUUUUGGAUACGAGUACACAUGCGCACACGACAUACACUUCACACUCUGCCCACGUUUCCUGUUUGGUCGGCUGGUUUCAUAUCUGACACGCGUCUCGUCCUUGGUGGCGGUGGUGGGACUGGGAGAACGGGUGUGAAAAACAAACUUAGGCUAUACGACGUUCAAGAUGGGGGCGAAAAAAUCGAGCUACUCAAUGAAAGCCUGAUGGAGAAGGAUGAAGAUGCUCCGAUGACUCUAGCUGUCAAUCCGCAGGACGGGUCGCUUGUGUGUGGUGUAAAUGCAAGCUCCGAGUCGAUUGAGAAGGGUGUCAAUGAGCACUGUCGCCUCUACAGAAUGAAGGGAAACGAGCUUUCGUUGGAGAAUCAAAAGCAGUUUAUCUCGACGAAUGACGUUGAAGUGUACCAGACGCUACUGCGUUUUCACCGGAUCGUUCGUUGGUGGCUGUUGGGACGACGGAUAAUGUGGUGUCCAUCGCAUCGUAUCCUUCUCUUGCUGCUAUUGCCGCUCCUUUUCAAAUACCGGAGGGCAAGCUUUAUGCCUUGGACUUCUCUGACGACACCCUACUUAUUACGACUGAUACUGCCCUCUAUCUGUACCACUCCCACUGGCGAAUGGCAAGGAGAAAGCAGAAGAGACUGAUGAGGAGGGCACGCUCCCUGAGCUUGAAGCCUCACAGACCAUGCCAGUACCGACAUCCGACCUGCGGGAAAAGUCACCAUAUGAUAAGGUUGCAUGGACGUUCCGCUCUGCCAAAUUCAAUCCGAAGAAUCCCAGAGUGUUUUGGCAGUCGUUAAUAGUGCACCGUACCGUAAGGGGAAGAUGAAGCUGGAUCGAAGAUCUUACUUGAUCCGUUGGGAGCUUCCUGGUGCCACUGUCAAGGGGGCCGCUCUGACAGCUGGGGAGAUGCUGUUCCAACAAUUUCCCGUAAAAUA